AUGUCUGGAAGAGCUUUUAGAAGAGCUGUAAAUAAAGAAUAUGAACUUGUCUCAAGGCCCAAAAGUGCUGAUGAUUCAAACCAAGCGGAAGAGGAAUCCGAUUAUGAACAACAGAAAACAAAUUUAUUUGAUUUGCUUAACGAAGGUAUUGAAGGUAUUGAUGAUGAAGAGGAACAAAAUUCUGAUGAAAACGAAAAAGCUAAACAAGAAAAAGUUAUAAUUGAAUCGCCAGUUCCAACAAAAUCUAUUUCUUCAAAAAAGAAAAAGAAAAGGAAGAAAAUUUCCGAAAAAAGUUUUGUAAAAAAUAAGGAAAAUCAUCAAAAAAUAGAUAAUUCAAUUAAAGAAUUUUCAGAAAAAUUUGACAGUUUAUCAAAUGCUCAAGAAAAUAUUGAUUCAAAGGAGACAUCCUCGAUUUCAUCAAAUAUUAAAUUUUUAACUGUUGAUCCUCGUUUGUUGGAUGCUGAUGGAGAAAUGAAAAGAAUGUUUUCUUCUAGAAUUGUAGAUAGAGAAAUUCGAGAUAGGAAUUAUAUUCGAACAAUCAGAAAAACAUUAUUGGCAAAACCAAGACAAACUUGGCCACCAAUCGUUAAAUUUGGACUUGGGAUGGAUUUAGUGGAAGAAAAAGAUGGAAUUUAUAAUUUUGAAUUCACACAUUCUCAGCAAUAUCAGGCAACACAAAUAUCAUUCUUACAUUGCAUAGCUACUCAUGAUUCAAGCACGAUAUUUGAACUUUUACGAAAAAAUCCGUAUCAUAUCGAUUCAUUAUUACAAAUCAGUGACAUUUAUAAAAUGUCAGACGAUCACGCGAUGUCUAGUGAAUUUAUAGAGCGUGCAUUGUACGCAUUCGAGAAAAGUUUUCAUAUCAAGUUCAACAUUUCCAAAGGUAUAUCUCGUUUGAAUUAUAAUAAAUUUGAAAAUCGAGCAUUCUUUCUCGCCCUAUUUCGUCAGAUUCAAACUCUAUCUAGACGAGGUUGUUGGCAAACAUCAUUUGAAUUUAGCAAAUUGUUACUUUCAUUGGAUCCAGUAAAUGAUCCAUUGUGUGUGCUACAUAUAAUUGAUUAUAUUGGAUUAAAGGCUAAACAGUAUGAAUACGUGAUAUCUUUUACAAACGAAUGGGAACACUAUAAUUUGAAAGAUUUACCAAAUUUUUCUUAUUCCUCUGCGAUUGCAAAAUUUCAGUUGGAAUUAAAAGAAUUAAAAGAAAGUAACAAUAUGAAUGGUCAUAAAGAAAGUACGGCAAUGCUUGAGAAGGCAAUUUUAUAUUUCCCUACCGUUGUCCCGUUAAUAGUCAAAAAAUGUGAUAUUCAACUCGAUUCUGAUAUUGAAGAAAAUGAAUUUUUACAAGAAACAUCGACAAAAAAUUUUUUGAAUUUAUUGAUUGAUCUCUACGUUGAGCAAAAUUCACCUUUGUGGACUCAACCAGAAGUUAUUACCUGGUUCCAAACCGCAAUAAUAAAUGUGGUUGUGAAAUUACAAAUUCCAAGUUAUAAAGCAUCUUUAUCUGAUAAAGAAUUUUCAGCUGCAUUCGUUCAUGGAAGACAAAUUAGGGAAAAUCUAUUUGAUGAUCAAAUUCCGUUGGAUAUUAGUAGAUAUAUAAUUGUUUCGGAAAAUUCAAAGUUUCUGGGCAGACUUCCAGCAGUAGUAAACCGAAGUAUAAAUCUUUAUGACCCUUUGCCUCCACCUGAUGGAACUAAUCCUUACUCUGUGCACACUGCUGGUCCAAUUGAUGGUAACAUAAUUGAUAUACAAAGACUAUUAGGCAGAGUACCAGUAAAUGCUGCAAAUCUACAGGCAGCUGCUGAUAGGCUUGUUGAAAUUCUAUUAUGUUAUAAUUGUGAAGUGAUUAAUGUUGCAUCUCUAAAGUUUCUCUAG
Messenger RNA from Diversispora eburnea, 1872 nucleotides. The record is from the annotation of a GenBank genome assembly. Lineage: Eukaryota; Fungi; Glomeromycota; Glomeromycetes; Diversisporales; Diversisporaceae.